Messenger RNA from Tachysurus vachellii, 2064 nucleotides. RefSeq names its product cilia and flagella associated protein 410 (gene cfap410). Gene Ontology annotation, biological process: cytoskeleton organization. Lineage: Eukaryota; Metazoa; Chordata; Actinopteri; Siluriformes; Bagridae. Gene Ontology annotation, molecular function: protein binding. The record is from RefSeq and is a predicted model, not a curated record. Bases 90 to 836 code for a protein of 248 amino acids. The transcript has 7 exons.
CAGCAGCGCUAAGUGACGUGAUGGCUACCGAGCCAGUUUAUCUUUAGGAUUUCUACGGACCGCUUGGGUUAAUACGGUGCAACUUCAAAAUGAAAUUAACUCGGAGCCUUGUUCUCUCACGGGCCAAAGCGUCGGACCUUGAAAGCAUAAAAAAGUUUAAUUGCUGGGGCUGCAACCUGACAGAUAUCUCAAUAUUCACUGAAAUGCCAAAUGUUGAAGUCUUAACAUUAAGUGCCAAUAAUAUAUCCACUCUGGAGCACAUUGCCAGUUGCCAGAAUCUGAGCGAGCUCUACCUGAGGCGGAACAACAUCAAGAGUCUCUCAGAGCUGAGCCAUCUUAAAAAUCUCACCUGUCUCAAAGUCCUGUGGCUGGCAGAGAACCCAUGCUGUGGCAUAGACCCCAUAAAGUAUCGUUUGACUGUGCUGAGGAACCUGCCUGGUCUGCAAAAACUAGACAACCAGGUUGUGACUGAAGAAGAACUUGCUCUUGCUUUGGAAGACAGAGAGGAAGCGAUCAAUCCUCCAGGUCCUGCCACCGCCAGUUCUUCCAAUGGCCUCCCAGAUGCAGAGUCAGAAUACGACCAUCUCAAUUACAGCAUGGAGGAGACAGAUAAAAACGCUGCACAGCUUGGGAUGAAGCCAGUGUCUGGAGAUAAAUUUUCACCUUCACGAGAAUCAGUUACCUCCCUGAAAAAAAAGAGUCACACUCUGGAGGCUGUGUUGCUCCUGCUGAAGGACCUGGAUGUGGAGGAGCUGAAAACUGUUCAGUGUGCCACAGAGAACAAACUCAGGGCUCACAGUAGGCAGAAAGAGAAAAAAACAAUUGUUCAGCACUGAAACAAGAGCUAAUUAUUACUUCAUGCAGAACUACAGACAUUGUUGACAGGGUAUAAUAUUUACAGACAUUGUUUACAGGGUAUUAAAAAACACCCUGCUCAGCAACAAAUGCAAGACAGGUAAAAAAAAAUAAGUGGAAAAACAACAUGAAGUUAGAUAGUAAUCCAUCAAACAUUAAGUAAUAGCCUUGGUGUUGCACAGGAAGGAUGAACACCAUUUGUCUAAAAGAUCAAUUCAGUUGGUGUCAUGAUGAUCGUGGUGGAGUCUCACACAUUACCACAAAGUCAUAUAAAAGACAUAAGUGUUCACCUGGGUUCAGAUCGGACAAGCAUGAAGGCUACAGUAUGUGAUUCAAAUCAUUUUCAUACCCACCAACCUUUCAGUGCCCUGUGAUUGGAAGUGGGCUCCUCCUGAAACAGACCAGUCCCAUUAAGAUAGAAAUGAUUCUUCAUUUCUAAAGGUGAUUAGUCAGAAAAGGGUGAAAUGGACAAACCAUGCCUACACAAAUAAUUAAAAACCUACACAACAUGGGAGAGUCACUGUUAAUAUGUCAGUAAUGUGUAUGUAUAGCUACACUCUAUGGCCAUAAUUAUGUGGACAUAAGACCACCCCAUAUAUGCCUGCUGAAUAUCCCAUUCCAGAUUUAGAUUAAGCUCCACUCUUCUGAGAAUGGCUUUACUCUAGAUUUUGGAGUGUGGAUGUUGACAUUUAGUCAUUCAGCCAGAAGAGCUUUAGUGAGGUCAGAUGCUGAUGUAGAAUGAGUCCUGGGCUCUGUGCAGGAAUUUGUGUCUCUCGCUCCAUUGUAGGAAAACUGUAAUGCUACAAUACACAAAAUGCAUCCUAUGCAGUUGUGUGUGUUUCCAACUUUGAGGCAGAAAUUUGAGGGGAAAUUCUGGGUGUGAUGUCAGGUGUCCUCAGAUGUUUGGCCAUAUUGUGUAAGGUAUUUAGGUUUAAAACUAGUUUCUAAGAAACUGCUGUUUUACAGGCAUGAUCAGUGUAAGAAAACAAUUCUAGCUUCUGCAUUACUGUUAAUUUAGCAUUUCCUGUACCUGCCAAACAUAUUUAAGCUUAUAUAUUGUAUUGGGGUCUGAUUAGCAUCUGAUUGUUACCAGAUUACUUGCUUGUGUAUUAUUCUGAUAUUGUAGGAAAACCCUGUGAAUGGAAAUGUAAAUUUACUGAACAUAUUUUUGUAUAGAAAUAAAUUGCAAUGCAUCACAUUUAUUACAUA